This is a messenger RNA of Dendronephthya gigantea, 717 nucleotides long. Its product is annotated as 60S ribosomal protein L15-like. The transcript has 3 exons. NCBI's taxonomy places the organism in Eukaryota, Metazoa, Cnidaria, Anthozoa, Malacalcyonacea, Nephtheidae. The record is from RefSeq and is a predicted model, not a curated record. Bases 61 to 675 code for a protein of 204 amino acids. Gene Ontology annotation, cellular component: ribosome; cytosolic large ribosomal subunit. Gene Ontology annotation, biological process: cytoplasmic translation. Gene Ontology annotation, molecular function: structural constituent of ribosome; RNA binding.
UCUUCAUUUCUCUCUCUUUCUGCUCUUUAUCGAAGGUGCCAAAUAAUAAAAGUAAGUACCAUGGGAGCAUACAAAUAUCUUGAAGAACUGUACAAAAAGAAGCAGUCGGACCUUCUUCGUUUUCUUCUGCGUGUACGAUGUUGGCAAUACCGCCAGCUCAAUGCUAUCCAUCGAGCAUCCAGGCCCACUCGACCAGACAAAGCCAGACGGCUUGGGUACAAAGCUAAGCAGGGUUAUGUUGUCUACCGGGUUCGGAUACGCCGUGGUGGUCGCAAGAGGAAAGUGCCUAAGGGUAACACACAUGGAAAACCUGUCCGACAGGGUGUUAACAAACUGAAGUUCCAAAGAAGUCUUCGCUCUGUAGCUGAGGAAAGAGCUGGACGAUACUGUGGUGGACUUCGUGUUCUCAAUUCCUACUGGAUAGCCCAGGAUUCCACGUUCAAAUUCUUUGAGGUCAUCCUGGUUGACCCAGCCCACAACGCCAUCCGUCGUGACCCAAGGAUCAACUGGAUAUGCAAAGCAGUCCAUAAGCAUAGAGAGCUCAGAGGUCUCACUGCUGUCGGACGCAAGAAUCGUGGCAUCCGAAAGGGCCAUCUGUACAACAAGGUUCAAGGUGGUUCCCAUCGUGCCAACUGGAAGAAGCACAACUCACUCUCAUUGCGGCGAUAUCGUUAGAUUUUGUACAAAAUGAUUGUGAAAUAAAUUAUGAUCUCAUAG